UUUCACUUCACUUCAUUUCUCUCUCGUCUCUGUCUCUGUCUUGUUCAUCUCUCUCGUUCUCUUUCUCUAGCCAUCGCCCGCCGUCCACCGCCCAACCGAUCUAAUCUAAGGCUCCCACUCUUAGCUGCUCAAUCUUAGGCUGCUCUCAAAUCCGCCGCACCACUCUCAUCCUCUCACUCUCUCUCGCAGCCCAGGCAGGUAAAGUAAACAACCCUAAAACUGAGAAAUUGCAUAAAAUACUUAGAAAUUGGUAUUCCCAAUUAUUAUUCUGUUGAUUCGUCUAAAUGGGUUGCCCCAAAGUUUGGAAAUUUAGCUUAAUAAUUAUCUGGGUAGUGUUUUGUUAUUUUGUGUAUUUAGCCAAAAUGUUCUUCCCACAAUGAUCUUCUAUUUUACUGAUUGGAUCUUAAAAGUAGCAUAGGGGUUCUUGUAAUUCUGAAGCCUUGUUUGCCUAGCUGUUUUGGUGUGUUUCUUUGUUUCGGUUUCCUUUGUUAUAGAGAUUGGUUAUUCUGUAUUUGUUUGGGUUUGUACAGACAAGGCAUUCCUUAUGCCAAAUUUUAAUAAAGCUUCUUCCUUUGCGGUUGCAAAAAAAGAAGACAUUAACGAAUUGGUUAUCCCAAAAGUUGUAGAUUUAGCUAACUAACAAUCUGGGCAGUGUCUGUUUGUUCAUGUGCAGAAUUGUUUUAGGUGUUGUGUGCAAAAAGAAAGUUGUAAUUGUAGGACAUUUUUCAUUGUAUAAGGUCGAGGAUGUCUACUUCACCUGCAAAAGCUAAUUGGAACCCUGCAUUCCAUAAAUUGUUUGUUGGGUUAUGUCUCCAAGAAGUGUUGAAGGUGAAUGAGCCUGGGGCGCGACUUAACAAGGAUGCUUGGAAGAACAUUGUUGAAUCUUUUUAUGUAAAGACUGGCGUGGAAUACGACAAAAAACAAUUCAAGAAUCACUAUGAUUCCACCAGGAAACUAUGGAAAGUCUGGGAUAAGCUGACCCGUGAUAGUAGCAUGAAAUGGGAUCCAAAAACUAAGAAGUUUGGUGCUUCUGAAGAUGACUGGUGCGAUUAUAUAAAGGCAAACCCAGAUGCUGCACAGUUUCAGUCUAAGGAAAUCCUCCAGUUUAAAGAUGAAUUGGAUAUCAUCUUCGAUGGAGAAAUGGCUGCUGAGGAAAUUAAAAACUCAAUACGUCUUAAGUGGCAGGAUAAUGCUUCAGCCAAAUCUUCUUUGCAUGGAAAAGGGCGCGGGAGGAAGCGCAAGUGUGUUGUUAGGGAUUAUGAAUUAGGUACUUCGGCUAUGGUUAAAUCUCCGCUAACUCCAAAAGCCUCAUGGACACCUGCAUUCCAUAAAAUAUUUGUUGAUUUAUGCCUUGAAGAAACUUUGAAGGGGAACAAGUCCGGGACACAUUUUACCAAGGAGGGCUGGAAGAAUGUUAUGGGAUACUUUCAUGCAAAGACUGGUGUGAAAUAUGACAAACGACAAAUUAAGAAUCACUAUGAUCAAACCAGAAAACAAUGGAAAAUCUGGGUUAAGUUGAUUGGCGAUGAUAUCAUGAAAUGGGACCCAGAAACCAAUACGUUUGGUGCUUCAGAGAAAGAAUGGCUUGAUUAUCUAAAGGAGAACCCAGAAGCUGCACAAUUCCGCUUUAAGGAAAUCCCAUUAUCAGACAAAUUGGAUAUCAUCUUUGGUGAUAGUAUACAAUCCGGGGAAGUGAAACCUUCAACUAGUAGUGAGAGACAGAAUGAUGAUUCAGAAGCUACUACAUCUCCUUUAUCUGAAGAGCGAGGGAAGAAACAUAAGAGCGUUAAUGAGGAUUUUGACUUUAAGAGUGCUAUUUUGGUUAAAGCUACACCGAUCAGUGCAAUUGCGAGUGAGCAAAGCAUAUCAUGCUCAUCAUUUACUAAGGUCAAAGCAAACUGGACCCCUUCAUUGCACAAGACCUUUAUUGAUCUAUGUCUGCAGGAGACAUUAAAUGGAAAUAAGCCUGGGACUCAUUUUACUAAGGAAGGUUGGAAGAAUAUUAUGGAUUCAUUUCAUUUGAAAUCUGGUUUGACUUAUGGCAGAUUACAAUUUAAGAAUCACUGGGAUAAUACCAAGGAUCAAUGGAAGAUUUGGUCUAAGCUUGUUUCCACUAGUUACAUGAAAUGGAAUCCAUCUAAGCAUACAUUUGAGGCUAGUGAAGAAAAUUGGACUAAAUAUUUAAAAGCAAACCCAGAAGCUGCCCCAUUUCGCUAUAGGGAACUACAAUUCACCGACGCAUUGGAUACCAUCUUUAAUGGUACUACUGUUACUGGGGAGACUGUACCUGCUUUGAAACAAAGGAAAAGUGAUGACAGCGUUAAUACUUUGCCUUUGAACGUAAAAGAACCAGAUGUAACCAGCUCGGAUGAGAAGACUGAAUAUCUUUGUGAUGCUGUUGCAUCAAGAAAUGGUGCGAGCAUUCAAAAGAAUGCCUUUGCAAUUUCUUCUGCUGAAGGCAAACGUAAUUAUAGUAUCGGUGAAUGCAUUGAAUGCCUUGAUGGAAUGGAAGAACUAGAGCAAGGAAGUGACCUCUAUUUGUUUGCUUUAGAUGUGUUCCUUAGGCCGGAACAUAGGGAAAUUUUUCUCCAGUUGAAAAAGCCUAAUCUGAGGAUCUCAUGGUUGCAGCGGCUUCAGUCUGUUGGUCAAUCUUCAGUCUAGCUUUUUGGCAUACUUUCAGCAUCACCACCACCUCCAUGAAGUUUUUUUUAAUUAAUAGUGCUGCAUAUAGUCAAGUGUUUAGGCAUUGGUCUGUUCCUUGCAUGAUGAUGAUAGUGGUAAGCGUACUUGGAAGCUUAGAAAUGUAUAUUUUCUCUUUCCUUCUCUUGUUCUGCAAUCCUCUUAAAUCUUAAUACUAUUUUUAUGUUAUUUCGUUGUACUCUACAAAUUUGUAUGCGGUUUUAACUGUCAGAUAUUCCAAUUUGUUUCUGUGGA
Molecule: messenger RNA, 2934 nt
Organism: Trifolium pratense (red clover)
Lineage: Eukaryota; Viridiplantae; Streptophyta; Magnoliopsida; Fabales; Fabaceae
Product: L10-interacting MYB domain-containing protein
Exons: 5
Coding region: 745-2661 (638 amino acids)
Source: RefSeq, a predicted model, not a curated record